AUGGGAAACCCAUCAGAGCUAAAAUUUCGAGUAUCCCUAAACAAGCGCCUAAUCGUCUGCUGCGACGGAACAUGGGAAGACGGCACCUCAGACGAAAUCGACAAUCCGUUAAGCAACAUAACCCGCAUAGCCCGGUCAAUAAGACAGCAUGCCGAAAUCAUAGAUGCGAACGGUGACAAAAUCCUCAUCCCGCAAAUCACAUAUUACCAAAAAGGUGUCGGAACCGGCGUUUUGGAUCAGUAUCUCGGCGGCCUCACGGGAGUUGGUCUAAGCGCCAAUGUACGUGCAGCAUACGCCUUUCUAGCUGAAAACUACGAACCAGGCGAUGAACUCUUCUUCUUUGGCUUUUCGCGCGGUGCCUAUACAGCACGCGCUGUGGCAGGUUUGGUAGCUGAUAUGGGAUUACUCACUCCGCGUGGCAUGGAUAAUUUCCCUAUAAUAUAUCAUGAUUACUACAAAAAGAAACGUCUAAGCUACGACGACGACGAAGAUAUGCGUCGCAAACUCGGGUUUCGCGAUAAAUUACCGCGAUUCACAAUCCGUGUCAUCGGCGUGUUUGACACUGUGGGAUUUCACGAUUUUAGGUUCACAUCUAAGAUUUUUGGAGAGAAGUUUGAGUUGCCGAAUACGAUCUUGUCGCCAGAUGUAAGGUAUGCGUUUCACGCGUUGGCACUCGACGAACGCAGAAAAGCGUUUGAGCCUACAUUAUGGCAUACGCCACAAAGAGUUCCGGAUCAGGAAUUACUGCAGGUUUGGUUCUCGGGGGCGCACGCGGAUGUUGGCGGUGGCGCGGAGGAUCCGAGAUUAUCUGAUAUUGCGCUUGCGUGGAUGAUUGCGCAUGCCAGUAAGGAUAAGCAGUUGGAUUUUGACCUUACGUAUCUGUUUCAUGACCCGGCAGCGGAAGUAUCGUCGGAACAAUUGCGAGAAUCUGCCCUCAGGCCCUGGACAACCAGCCUCGGGCAGGAGGAUCAUUGGAAAUUUACGCAGUAUGUGGAAGCUCUUGUAUUUGGCAAGGGGAAUCGUACACCGCUGCUGUAUGUGGAUGGGAAUGAUCAGGUUGGGUAUACGAAUGAGUGGAUUCAUGAAUCGGUCAAGGAUAGGAGGUUGAAUAAGUUUAGUGAAAAGGGGCCGGCGCUGGAUGCCAAGGUCUGGCCUAGUAAGGUGAUUGCUCGACGGAUUGGUGGGGAGCAUGGUGAGAGGGAGUGGAUGUUGAAGGAUGGGCAAAUAAUUAGGGAAGUUGGGGCCACACCGACGGAGUUGUUUCUCAAGGGGAGGAUUAGGAAAGUUAGGGCCAUUCAGGUUGAUCCGGCUUAG
This is a messenger RNA of Talaromyces stipitatus ATCC 10500, 1314 nucleotides long. RefSeq lists its product as uncharacterized. The transcript has 3 exons. The record is from RefSeq and is a predicted model, not a curated record. Lineage: Eukaryota; Fungi; Ascomycota; Eurotiomycetes; Eurotiales; Trichocomaceae. The coding region runs from base 1 to 1314 and encodes 437 amino acids.